UUGAGCCAGCGAGGAGUGAAGCUGAACCUGGCCUCACACGCUCCUAGAGGACCACCUCCUGAGACAGAGUUCUUUUUCCCCCUUCUUCUUCUUUCUCCAAGCUCCCCUCCUGCCCUCCCUCCCUGCCCAGUACAAUGCAUUCUUGAGUGGCAGCGUCUGGACUCCAGGCAGCCCCAGAGAACCGGAGCAAGCCAAAGAGAGAGGACUGGAGCCAAGACACUCUGGUGGGGGAGCUUGGAUGCCUGGCUUCCUUUGAGGACAUCUUUGGAACGAGGGUGGCUUUGGGGUGGGGAGUUGUGCUGCAGGGAAUCCAGCCAGGCCCCAAGAUGGACACUUCUGGGCACUUCCAUGACUCCGGGGUGGGGGACCUGGAUGAAGACCCCAAGUGCCCCUGUCCAUCCUCCGGGGAUGAGCAGCAGCAGCAGCAGCCGCCACCGCCGCCGCCACCAGCACCAGCACCACCAGCAGCCCCCCAGCAGCCCCCAGGACCCCCGUUGCAGCCUCAGCCUCCGCAGCUUCAGCAGCAGCAGCAGCAGCAGCAGCCGCAUCCCCUGUCUCAGCUCGCCCAACUCCAGAGCCAGCCCAUCCACCCCGGCCUGCUACACUCCUCUCCCACUGCUUUCAGGGGCCCCCCUUCAUCCAACUCCACCGCCAUCCUCCACCCUUCCUCCAGGCAAGGCAGCCAGCUCAAUCUCAAUGACCACUUGCUUGGCCACUCUCCAACUUCCACAGCCACAAGUGGGCCUGGUGGAGGAGGCCGGCACCGGCAGGCCAGCCCCCUGGUGCACCGGCGGGACAGCAACCCCUUCACAGAGAUAGCCAUGAGCUCCUGCAAGUACAGCGGUGGGGUCAUGAAGCCCCUCAGCCGGCUCAGCGCCUCCCGGAGGAACCUCAUCGAGGCUGAGCCCGAGGGCCAGCCCCUCCAGCUCUUCAGCCCCAGCAACCCCCCGGAGAUCGUCAUCUCCUCCCGGGAGGACAACCAUGCCCACCAGACCCUGCUCCAUCACCCCAAUGCUGCCCACAACCACCAGCACGCCGGCGCCACCGCCAGCAGCACCACCUUCCCCAAAGCCAACAAGCGGAAAAACCAAAACAUUGGCUAUAAGCUGGGACACAGGAGGGCCCUGUUUGAAAAGAGGAAGCGACUGAGUGACUAUGCUCUGAUUUUUGGGAUGUUUGGAAUUGUUGUUAUGGUGAUAGAGACCGAGCUCUCUUGGGGUUUGUACUCAAAGGAUUCCAUGUUUUCACUGGCCCUGAAAUGCCUUAUCAGUCUGUCCACCAUCAUCCUUUUGGGUUUGAUCAUCGCCUAUCACACACGUGAAGUCCAGCUCUUCGUGAUCGACAAUGGUGCGGACGACUGGCGGAUAGCCAUGACCUACGAGCGCAUCCUCUACAUCAGCUUGGAGAUGCUGGUGUGCGCCAUCCACCCCAUUCCUGGCGAGUACAAGUUCUUCUGGACGGCGCGCCUGGCCUUCUCUUACACACCCUCGCGGGCGGAGGCCGACGUGGACAUCAUCCUGUCCAUCCCGAUGUUCCUGCGCCUGUACCUGAUCGCCCGCGUCAUGCUACUGCACAGCAAGCUCUUCACGGACGCCUCGUCCCGCAGCAUCGGGGCCCUCAACAAGAUCAACUUCAACACGCGCUUCGUCAUGAAGACCCUCAUGACCAUCUGCCCCGGCACCGUGCUCCUCGUGUUCAGCAUCUCACUGUGGAUCAUCGCUGCCUGGACCGUCCGCGUCUGCGAAAGGUACCAUGACCAGCAGGACGUAACUAGUAACUUUCUGGGUGCCAUGUGGCUCAUCUCUAUCACAUUCCUUUCCAUUGGUUAUGGGGAUAUGGUGCCCCACACAUACUGUGGGAAAGGUGUCUGUCUUCUCACGGGCAUCAUGGGUGCGGGCUGUACUGCCCUGGUGGUGGCCGUGGUGGCCCGAAAGCUGGAACUCACCAAAGCAGAGAAGCACGUUCACAACUUCAUGAUGGACACUCAGCUCACCAAACGGAUCAAGAAUGCUGCGGCCAAUGUCCUUCGGGAAACGUGGCUAAUCUAUAAACACACAAAGCUGCUAAAGAAGAUUGACCACGCCAAAGUCAGGAAACACCAGAGGAAAUUCCUCCAAGCAAUCCACCAACUGAGGAGCGUCAAGAUGGAGCAGAGGAAGCUGAGUGACCAAGCCAACACCCUGGUGGACCUUUCCAAGAUGCAGAACGUCAUGUAUGACUUAAUCACAGAACUCAAUGAUCGGAGCGAAGAUCUGGAGAAACAAAUCGGCAGUCUGGAGUCGAAGCUGGAGCACCUCACCGCCAGCGUCAAUUCCCUGCCCCUGCUCAUCGCGGACACCCUGCGCCAGCAGCAGCGGCAGUUCCUGUCUGCCCUCACGGAGGCCCGGGGCGUCAGCGUGGCAGUGGGCACCACCCACACCCCACUCUCCGACAGCCCAAUCGGGGUCAGCUCCACCUCCUUCCCAACCCCGUACACGAGUUCAAGCAGUUGCUAAAUAAAACUCCCCACUUCAGAAGCAUUACCCAUAGGUCUUAAGAUGCAAAUCAACUCUCUCCUGGUCGCUUUGCCAUCAAGGAACAUGCAGACCAGGGAACGUAAAGAAGAGAGACCGAGCUAAUUAACUAACUCAUGUUCAUUCAGCGUGCUUGGUUUGAUAUGCCUUGAAACCAGAAAUCUGAUCUCUGUUUAGGUGCCUCUACUCGGGAGCAGCAAGAGGAGAUGACAGGAAGCGACGCCUCUGGUAGGGCCCUUGCGGCACAGUUGGUGGAGAACAGACACCCACGUUCAAUCUCAGGUCUUCACGUGGUGGGGGGUGGGAGCUCAGAUGCACUGAAGUAGCCGGCAGUGAAGCCAGCCCGGAGGAGGGUCCCGCGGGGGGAGGGCAUGGUGUCAGGCUUGGGGGAUGGGUUCCUCACCCCGGGGUCCUCCAGCCCACCUGUCUGCGUUCCUUCUGUCUAAGGAAGCCCCUGGAUGACAAAGUAAGGGAGAGCUGCCCACAGCUUUUGCCAAGACAGACAUGCUUUCCUGCCAUCCCUCGCACAGUCAUAAAACAAAAUUUAGACUGAAAGAAAAAUAGACAAAUAAAAAGCCAGACUUUCCAUCCAAUAUUAAUACCCAUAUAAACCUGUGUAUUUGCAAGCGUGUGCAUGUACACACACACAUACACAUCCCACAGUCAACCCAGGUCUUUUCUGGUUUGCACCUGGCCCAAAUAAAGAGGGACCUGGUACCUUACCCUGCACGCAGUAGGCACUCUCUAAAUGCACAUUGAGUUGGUCUGAAUCGGGAUGUGGGUGCUGUCAGUUCAGGUAGUUUGCCAGUGUCGGCCACGUCCUGAGCUUCACUGAAGAUGCAGGUUGCUUCAAACACAAAACAGGGUGCUUUGCCCUGGGUAUGCACCAUGCUUGCUCUGAGAUGAAUGACAAGCCAAAAUUGGCAUUCUGGAGAGAUAAGCAGCCUUCUAAAAAUAACAGCUUCUGCAGAGUUUUCAUCUUAUAUCCAAACAAGCUGUGUUCCACUGGAGCGCAUGAUCAGGUGUAUGUGUGUGAGGGAAGGGGGGCGGGAUCUGUCCAUGCAAGCACACACAUGCGCCAACAGGUGCGACCCCAGGACACCUGCAUGAAUAGAAGUAUUGUCAGGGGGGUUUGCUCAGUGCUAUUUAUCCAGCAACAGGUUUACAGCCCCAGAUGUUAGGAGCGCAAAGGGGUCAAGUGCCUCACCUGAGAGCUGGGAGAAGUGAUGGUGAGUGGCCCAGCUGGUCCUUUCUACCUGACCUAAAACCACCUCAAAGUGUAAGGUUAUGAGGAUAAAGGGAGAUUCUAGGCAACCCUGUGGGUAAGAUAAGGUGACAGGGAUUUGUCAGUAUCCUGUUCCUGCUGUGCCACGUUAAUCUUGGUGCAGAAACUAUUGUAAUACAUCUCAAACUCCAAGGGACUCCAGAAACAUCCAGAGCCAGUGUACGACAGGCAUUGUGAGGAGAGGGCAUGGGGAUGCGUGAUAUUUUCCACACUCCAUCAUCUAACCAUGCAUAAUGUUUGUGAUGUGAAAACCAUCAUACUAAUCAUCACAUUUCUCAUUCUGAGGUCUUUGACGUCUGCUUGUGGGGACUUAAAUCAUACUGUAGGGAAUAUUUCAUCUGUUUAGGGUAAAAUAGAAAGGUGUCAUUUGUGGAUGGCUGUCCUGUUGGGUUUCACUUUGUACAGGACAUCGCCACUUUUCCAAAGGCAGAGUCUAGCUGUGAAGACUUUUCCUCUACAGCACUGGGCCUGGUCUUCUAAGGGCAAGGGAAUCAUCAGACAGCAAAAGGUAGACCACCCUAGAAAGGCCACUCUUUCAAGAAGAGCUGGUCUCUUGUUCAACCUCUUCUUAUAUCUCUUUUCAUUGCUGUGCUCUUCCCUUGAUGCCCUCAUUUUUAUCUUGAUAACUCCUUUGAGCACUUUCCUUGGUUGCUUUGCACACCAUAGAUGCCACACUUGCUGCUGGCUUUAACAUUUUUUUGCUUGUCCUUUUAACUAUUGAUUAUCUAAAAGAUCCCUCUCCUUUUUUAUGUCCCAGCAAUGGUGCUCCUGUUUUCAGUGACAGCUGAACAUAUAAACAGACCAAUAAGCAGAUGAAAUAACCAUGCGGUUUCUUUGUGGCGUUAGUUCAUUUCACAAAGAAAUGAAGUGAAGAGCGCUGACAGGUCAACCUGAACAUGCCAAUCCCAAUCAUCUAACCUACAGCCCUCAAUUCUUAGUUCCUGGUCACCCUUCCCAUUCCCCCGUAACCCUGUGAUGUGUGUGUGUGUGUGCACGUGCACACAAAUAGGGAUUUAAUCUGAAUUUCAAACAAAUGGCAUGCAAGAUUCCACUGCUACUCCUCCUGCCAAAAAGUGUGUGUAGACUGUCAUUGACCUAUCACCAUCUGUGGGUGACUCUUCUUUAACCCACCACUAAUGCUAUUCACUUAGGUAAAUCCUGAUGACCUAUAACCUAGCAACACUAGCAAAGAGAGUGGUUGGAGAUAUUUCCAGUAGCAGUAGCCACUGGCAUCCUAGAAACAUAUGGGCAUUUGUAGCAUGACUGGACCUAUUGGUAGUGCAAUAGCUACGUAUGGUUUUUAUCCUUGGCGAAAGAGUACUUACUCUUCGGGAAAAAGAAAAAGUGAUCAAAUCUGCAUGUUGAUCCUGCAGUGGUAAAUGGGAGGCUGCUUCUCUGUGCUGGUUUUUCAGCUUUAUGUGGGGAAGUUGCCCAUUCUCCUGCAAGUACAAUCAACCCUUGAUGACUUAGGUAUUGAUUAGGGUGUAGCUCACCCAGGUUUUCUUCCUACAGCCCAUCUUUUGGUUAAUUCCACUGAGCCUCAGCAUCUUAGUCAGAUGGGGAAAGGGUGCAGGUGGAUUCUCGUGCCAUGACUUCUUGUUCUGUAAUUUCAAGUUUGGUGGUGGAGGAGGUUUAAUUAUCUACUCAAGAAUUGGCUAUACAGAAAAACUAUUAAUUACAGUAACCUCACUCCAGUACUGAACUGAUUGAGUUCUGCCCACUCCUGGAAGGAUGACCCAGUGGCAGAGCCCCUACUAUAAUCCUUCUGAUAACUCAGUGUCAGGUAAAAGUACUCUAAUAUUCCCUAAAAUAUCUAGACACUUGAAUUAAAAAUACAGAGCCACCCCCUCAUCGCUUAAGCCAUAUUAUAGCUUCAUGUACUGUAAAGUCAGGGAUGUACUGUGAUACUUUAAGACCACUAAUCUCAGUGGAAUUUCAGGACAUAGCAUCAGUUGGUAAAUUACAGCAGACUAGGGAGUCACUCCUCCUUAGAUUGAAGUCCAAAUAAAAAUCUGCAUCUUUGGAUCAAAGACCACAUAUGUGUGAUCACCAUCAAUAAAUUUAUCAUGAAGUGUCUAUGAACUGCUCUUGCCAUCCUCAUAAUAUGUAACUUCAUGACAUCAUAUCUCUAGAAAUGCUUAAUGCAAUGCAAAAGAAUAAGAGGGGUAAGGCCCUGCAUCACCACUAACCUCUGACCUCAGCAAGUACCAGUGGUGUAACAACAAUCUCAUAACUGAAGAGGUAUAGAAAAUGUGUGUGCAAGUAAUUUCCAAAGUGCUGAGCAAGUGCGAACUGCUGUUAUUUAUUAAAGGCCAAGAAGAAACAGCAUUGAAGAAACAAUGAUUUUAAUAUAUAAUAUUUGAGGCUUUCCCCCUUAGAUUUUUGAUAAUUUCUUGUGAAUAAGUAAUGAUGGAAGAGAAGAAAACUAGAGACGCAGAAUCAGAAUAAAUAAAACUCUAACACUGGAUCCACAUCUUUGGCCAAUGAAUAUAACCACCUCAUACCUCAAUUUCUCUAUGCUUAAAAUGAAGGUAACAGUUAAUAUUCCUAAGUACAAAGUAUUCAAUAGAUUUUAAAAUGAAAUCACUAUUGCCAACAACAGCAGCCCAGACUGACUCUGGCAAGUGCACACUUUGAUGUUGCCUCUGAAUGUAGUCAAUAGUUACCAAAAAGUAAUUCUUACAUAUCAACCUAUGUGAAAUUAGCAGGGAGAAGUAUGGGAUUAGCACAUAGUUCCAGGACCUCUCUCCUUCAGAGCAUACCUCAACAAACAGUGCACCCCAAAUUAAGAACCAGUGUUUCAUCCCAGAACCCAUGGUGUUGCUACCAUCACAGUACCGCAACUGAGACACUAUGAAGUCAUUGCACUACCAGUAGGUUACUGCUCUUUUAAAGUUACUGCUUUUAAAUCCUAAAGUACGUCCCAGUUCUACACAAUCAUCCUACUUCCCUGGAUGUUGCUUAGAAGCAGAUGAAGGCUCCAUCAGUGGCCAUUUGGCUGCCCCUAUUGACUCUGCGGCAUUCGGUUUCAGUACCUUAGACAGCUAUCUGGUGGCUUCCUGGUAGGCGGGAACAGCCCCUUCCCUUCCCUGCAGCCAGUCAGCUUAAUGACGCCCUGGACAGUAUCCCUUCCUUCUCUACUGCCGCCAAAGUAAACACUGUGGGAACGGGAUCAUUGAUACCACUAAGAAAGGAAUGUUACAGGGACAGCAAUAUUAAGUGUCUGCCUCUGGCAGUAGAAUAUAGGUGAGCGCUCUUCAUCCUGAAAGCUUGUGCCAGGCUGUGUGAAUAGUAAACAGUAAACUCCUGUCAGACAAGUAAUAUGUAGAUUUUUACUAAAAUAGACCGAAGCUUAUUAAAAGUACUCAGUGCAAUGGUAUAUAAAUACAUACAGAUAGAGAAAAAAAAUAACUGUGAUCUUUUUUUCUUACACCAUUACUGGAAAUGCCCAAACGUGAACUGGAGUUCCCUCUGAACAAAACCAUUAUCAAAUCAUCAACGUAUGACCUCCAAAUCUAGGUGCCAAGUGCCCUGCCACAGUUGUUUACACACCUGAGAAACGUGUUCUGGAAGCUGUACUCUUGGGCCUGGACCAUGUGUUGAAACAAACAAAAGAGACGUUGUGACCAACCAAGCUGAUGGAGGAAAAGCACAAAAUUCAACACCAACCUAUAGUUCGGAUCCCAAAGAGAUGCUGAAUUUAUAGCCAAAAAAAAAAUUAUAUAUAUAUAUAUAUAUAUAUAUUGACAAAGCAAAUAUCAAUCUGAUCGGAACAGCCAACAUCCAAGUUCACCGAAGAAGGACAGGGAAUAAACAACAUUCUCUAGCUGUGUCAUAUUGUCUCAGUCUUUGAAUCUCAACCAGGACUGAUCCACCUUCAUCAGACACACUUUUUAAUGGCGCAACAACUCAAUGCUGGUCCCAGACUCUCCAUUCUGCACUGACCAGAAGAGAACAACAAAAGAGAGCAACAGAUGUUAAUGGAGGAAACAUUUUCAUGGUGAACUCAGAAACUGAUGUGUUUAUAUUCAGAAUCAGAUGAGCUUCAAUAUGAAUUUGCAUCUUGCCUCUGUACUGCUUGCUAUUUUUUAAUGAUAGGAGAAAGUAUAACAGUUUAUUUUAAAUAUGAAAUAUAUUGCUAUAUUAUAAAAUAUAUUGUAACUUUCAACUAACAUUUUGUAUCAAACUAGUCUUUAGCAGGUCCGGUGUCAGCCUGCUCUCCCAACGACUGUUUCUGAGUACACAUCACUGUUAGUGAUUCCCUGACACCCAGACCAAGGGUCCUCAGCCUACAGAACUGCCAUAUUCUAAUUCUCUGAGACGUGACUAUUAGACACAAAAGAACAUUGUUCCAGCUUAGAUGACUAAUUCUACCCUAAAUUCUUUCAAGCCAUUUCAGAAGAGAUUUUAAAAGCCAUCACUCCUUUAGUAGCUGUGCAAAGCCAGUUUAAUAAAAGUGCAGGCUCUUUCUAUAUAAAUGCAAAGAACCUCUUCCAUAAAUGACAUGUCUCAAACACAGUCAAUUGGUGUUUCCUUUGGCAAUUUCAGAAUGGGGCAUAAGGAAGAGUCUUGUUCUCCUGUGACACAAGAGACUCAAAAUUCUAGGCAUUAUAAGUUUCUCUGUGUCAGAGUAUAACUGGGAUGGGAAUUCCAUUUACCCGGGGCCCAAUGAGAGGCCGGUGUGCAGGUGUGCUUUCCUGAGUCAGCAGUGCCCUAGAGGGUGCGGGGUUUGCACAUGUUUAUCCACAACACUGAGCACAGCUCCUGAGGGACUGAGGGGAAGAGGCGGGACACGCAGAGAGCUGGGCUUCCUUUUCUGCUAGUUUACUCCAGCUGGGAGGAAGGAAGAGUUUCAAUCAAGAUAUUUUCCUUUACUGGCAAAAUUGUGGCAAAUUCUCUACUUUGGCAACUAUGACAUCCAUGCCCCACCUUCUCUGAGACACACGUGUAGAAUUUCUCACUUCCCUCCUUUGACUGACCAAAGGACUAUUUGUAGAUGAAAACAGGAUGUGUUUGGUUAUAGAACAGAGGUUUCCUAGAAUCAGUGGGCCUCCUCCCAACGAGGACCCUCAUGUGUUACCAUCACUCCGUAUAGUAUUGCACAGGUGCAAACCAAGUAGCAUCAGGGUAGAUUCAACUGAGUAUGCGCAUCUCUUCCCUUCACAAUCUCUGACGACUCACCCAGAUAUACUGAUAGUGCAAAAUGGCAGGUUUUCUCCUGGGAAAGAGGCUGGAACCCUCUCACACUUCCAUUCAUUUGAGCUUAAAUAUAGGUGAGGCUGGGGCUUCAAUGGUAUUAGUCAUGCCAUUCGAAAGAGAAAUAUCUAAAUGCCCAGUUUCAAUCUGCCUGUGUAGCUGAGACCUAACUUGGACACACAUUUUAUUCUUAUUGAGCUGAGUUCUCUCAGUUCUCUCUCUCUCUGUACUGCUCCUCAUAACAUGUUAGGCAGAGCUUCAUUAAAGCCAUCAGAACACCAGGGCACCAGUUUUUAGCAAGUUACUCACUCACUGGGUGAUGGAAAUGAGUUUUUCUCAAUUUUAUAAUUGACCGAUGAAUGGACUGGUGGUAAUUGAUUUAUCUCGUAAUACUUUUCUGCUACUAAAUAGAACUGGCUCUUUUGGCUUUUCCUUCUAGGCUUUCUCAGACUAAGACUUGUACAUUUAUAGAGAGUGUUCUGAUUUUCUACUCAAAGUUAUUAUUCGAUCUAGAGUCAAGGGAACCAAUACAAAUUCCUGAUUUUGGGAAAACAGACCUUUUGACAGUAAUUCAGGUAUAUAGCUAUAUGCUAACUCUUGCUAGUCAAAGCCUGGUCCAUGGACUGGCAGCAUUACCAUCACCUGGGAACUUGUUAGAAAUGCAGAAUAUCAGGCCCCACACCAGACCUACUUAAUCACAUUGGGCAUUUUAACAAGGUCCCCAGGGGAUCUGUAUACAUAUUAAAUGUUGAGAAUCACUGGCCAACAAAAUUAAUAAUCAGAAGAUCAAGCCAUUUCUUCCUUGACCCUCAUCUACAGAAUUAUUUGAGGAAGUAAAGGUCCUCUAUGAUCAUAAUGAUAAAAACAAAUGUAUCUUAAAAUUCCCCUUGAGGUCAUAUAGCUUGGGUGGUGUACACAGAGAAGCAGUCUUUUCCCAGUCUAAUUUUAAAAGUACUCACUUCAUUGCCUUGAGCCACGUCAAAGCACCUUUUUAAGGUUUUCAUUUUAGUGUACGCUGGCAGGGCCAUCAGAAUAUCAGGUGGCUCCUCAGGGCAGGUCCCCUGGAAGGCCACCUGGCUUUCUGCUCAGCAUAGUACAGAAAUAGCUGCAUCUGUGUUCCUUCCUUGAGAAACUCACCAUCCCACCAGUGGGAACCCUCCUCCCUACAGGAAACUAGCAAGAGAAGUUAGUUUAACCAUCUAGAAACAUUCCUAAUCUCUUUUAAAACCAAGCCUCUUAUUCGUUACGCCAACCAGACACUCCGAAGUAAGCAAGGAAAGAUGUGAAUUGUGAUAUUGGCGCCAUAAAUCGAUAUGUACCCAGAAACAGUUAUGUUCUGAAUUAAUGGCUUUAACCUGUUCAUUGUAAAAAGUGCCUUGGACUUCAAUCUAAAGAGGUCAGUAUAAAUAUCUAUGUGUGUGUGUGACAUAUGUAGGCAAAUAUUUACAUAUUUAUACGUACAUAGGUGCACACACAUAUACCCGCACAUUCAUAUAUAAUAUAUACAUACAUAUAUAAAUGCUUCAUUAUAUAUCAUAUUGCUAUUCGCAGCUCCAUUUCUUUUGUCUGGUCCUAUGUUUAUUUGUUUAGUGAGACCUUUACAUAGAGAGGUUCUAUUCAGGACA
Globicephala melas (long-finned pilot whale) is the source of this 10619-nucleotide messenger RNA. RefSeq names its product potassium calcium-activated channel subfamily N member 3 (gene KCNN3). The record is from RefSeq and is a predicted model, not a curated record. Gene Ontology annotation, cellular component: neuronal cell body; neuron projection; plasma membrane. NCBI's taxonomy places the organism in Eukaryota, Metazoa, Chordata, Mammalia, Artiodactyla, Delphinidae. Gene Ontology annotation, biological process: potassium ion transmembrane transport. Gene Ontology annotation, molecular function: small conductance calcium-activated potassium channel activity; calmodulin binding.